AUGCAUGCAUGCAUGCAGACAGAGGAAGUGCAGGCUGAAAACCAGACAUAUUUGGUGCUGCAUUGGAAGUAUCGCGCCCAGAGUAGCAAACAUCGCCCGCCCCCACCCCAUGACGAAGAGAGCGAGAGAGCGCGAGCGAGAGAGACAGAGAGCCAGACGCAGGCAGAGGCAUCUCUCCCCCAUUAUUUCUUCUGCGACACCCUCCCCCGUACGAGAGCUCACGAGCACCACCACCACCACCACCACCACCACCUCCUCGCACGCCGUACGACACGCCUGCAGCCAGGACGUUACGCCGAGACGACGCGCUCCCGAGGACGACUCGCUGAAGAACUUCAGCUGACACCGAGACCGAUCGACACGCAGGGGUACAGAGGGAUCGGGAUAGAGAGGAUGAGCUCCUGCGUCGAGAGCCACGACCGCUCGUAUUCUUCCUGCGGCAACAUUGGAACUGGGAGAGGAGAUAACUUGCACGAGCAACUAUGGCACGCUUGUGCCGGUCCCCUAGCUUAUGUUCCUAAAGAAGGGGAAACGGUGUUUUACUUCCCCCAAGGGCACAUUGAGCAGAUUGAGGCUUAUACAAACCAGGAUGGUGAUAUGGAAAUGCCUAUCUACAAAUUGCCUUCAAAAAUCCUCUGCAAGGUUGUUUGUGUUCAGCUUAAGGCUGAGAUUCAUACAGAUGAAGUGUUUGCACAAGUUACGUUGAUCCCAGAGGCAAAGAAAGAUGAGGUCAAUCCUAACUGCAAAACUUCAGCAACACCUCCGAGGGACAAUUCACGUUUCUUUGUCAAAAUUCUGACUCAAUCUGAUACAAGCACGCAUGGUGGAUGCUCUCUUCCUAAGCGGCCAGCAGAUGAAUGCCUCCCUUCCCUGGACAAGUCACAGCACCAUCCAGUUCAAGAUCUCGUGACAAAAGACUUGCGGGGGAACUUAUGGUGUUUCCGGCACAUCUACCGUGGUAAACCAGAAAGGCAUUUGCUCACAAGAGGCUGGAGUGAUUUUUUGACUUCAAAGAAGCUGGUCACUGGGGAUGCAUGCAUAUUCCUUAGGGAUGGAGAUGUGCGCAUUGGUGUACGCCGUCUGAUGAAAUCUCAAACGACCACAUCGUCAUCAAUCCUGUCAGGCCACAGCAUGCGCCAUGGCAUACUAGCCAGUGCGUUGCAUGCAGUUUCUACUGGAACCAUGUUUACUGUGUACUAUCGUCCUUGGGCAUGUACUUCAGGUUUUAUCAUCGGUUAUCAACAGUACGUGAAAGCAAUGGCAAAUGACUAUUCCAUAGGAAAAAGAUUCAGGAUGCAGUUUGAAGACGAAUUAUGUGGAGAACAGAGGCUUGGAGGCACUGUAGUUGGCAUAGAAGAUCUCGACCAGAUGAGAUGGCCUGGCUCUGACUGGAAAUGUCUCAAGGUACAAUGGGAUUCCUCACGUGUCAAAUGUAUAUGCCCAGAAAGAGUUUCUCCGUGGGAUAUUGAGUCCCUAGAUCCAGACGGAAAGAAGCAAGCUGUUCUUCCAACCUCACUAAAGAGGACUCGUCCAUGUAGCUUACAGUUGGAUUGGCCUCCUACAUUUGUUAUGGAUGAAUCCCAGUGGACUUCAGUUGCACCAAAGUCUCAAAGACAACCAGGGGUCUUUCAAGGUGAUGGUGGUAAAAGAGAAAGUCGGGGUCCAGGUGAUCACUGGCCUCCAGCAUCCAUCGCUCCAGGAUGUAAUCCUGUUAAAAGCUUGCCAGCACAAGACGUCAUGCCUGCCAACUCCACCUCCUGGGAGGCACGGACAACUUUUGAAACAAAGGAUGAUAAUGAAAAAACCCUUGCCCAGACUAAUCGCUUUGGCAAAUGCAAGGUUUUUGGUGUCAGUUUAGCAGAUGACACCUCGGAGCUCCCUUCACUACAAGUAUCCAACUCCAGUGAACUGUCCAGCCCUUCUUCAGUUCCUCCAUUAUCGAAGUCCAGCGACUUUGUGCAGGUUAUCAUAAAUGAAACUGCUCGAGGAAGGCCAGCCGACCUCAGCCCAUUCAAAGGCUAUGAUAAAUUCAUUCACGGGCUUGAUCAGUUGUUUUAUUUUGGUGGAAACUUGAUCGGCAGAAGCAGUGGGUGGCAUGAGAAAUGCACGGAUGACAACGGUGACAGUGUGCCAAUACGGGAUUAUAACCGGGAAUUUGUCUCUAUGAUACAUCAAGGACUCAUUUGCCCAAAGGAAGAAGAACAAGGCAAACAGGGUGCUCAUCUGAUGUAG
Molecule: messenger RNA, 2232 nt
Organism: Eucalyptus grandis
Lineage: Eukaryota; Viridiplantae; Streptophyta; Magnoliopsida; Myrtales; Myrtaceae
Product: auxin response factor 2A
Exons: 16
Coding region: 1-2232 (743 amino acids)
Biological process (GO): regulation of DNA-templated transcription; response to hormone
Cellular component (GO): nucleus
Molecular function (GO): DNA binding
Source: RefSeq, a predicted model, not a curated record